AUUUUCGGCCUUUCUAUGCAUUCUGACAACGCCAACGAGGCGUGCCUCCCUCUGUCACAGGAAGAAUUAUAAACUCUGGUUUGCAAUCCAUAGGUCAUUAUCUCGGCACUCGAAGUGCAUGGAAGCCGGCGGAACAACUUGUCAAACACUCUGCGACACUGCUACGACGAUAGUCGACAUACCAUCGUUACUGCCAAGUUUUGCAGUCAGACAUGGUCGCGUGCCGUCGGACCCAAUCUCUCAGUUCCUGCGUUAGUGGCGCCCACGCCUGUGGCGCUGCUUAUUUUCGAUUUCGUCACCCGCGUGCUCGCGUGUCUCUUAUUGCCUGUCUCCCGCUGUCGUGUGUGCACAUACUGUCUGUCUCUAGGGUCACAAUAUACUCUUACUUUCAAUCACUGUCUUCGACACCGAUUGUGCAGGCUAAACCGUCACACUGUCGCUCUUACAACUCUCUAGAUCCCUUAUCUCGCGCCUGCCUCGCAAGGCACCGAUACCGAAUAUGACCUUUCUCGACAAGAUCAACCCCACACCAUCCUUUCCUUCUUUCACAGGGCCGUACAAAGUUGGCUCGGUCGAUGUAGAGAUUCCAGCAAGCCAACUGGAAAGCCCAGGACGAUCGAGCAGCCCAUCUACGAACUUGUCUACAGUCUCUUUUCGUGUGUUCUACCCAGCGCGACCAGAAAGCGAACAGAAAGGCGUCAGAUGGAUACCGAGCCCGCAGAAGGAGGUUGUGAGCUCUUACGCCAAGUUCCUGGGCGCGGGCAACGCAAUGGCAGGCUUGUUUGCAACGCUCCCGCAAUUAUUGUACUUCAUAACGAUUCCCGUUCAUCACAACGCUAAUGUCCUCGAGCCGCCGACCGAAUCGAAACGAUGGCCUGUCAUGAUGUUUUCACACGGACUUGGAGGGUCACGAAACGCAUAUUCGCAUAUCUGCGGCUCGCUGGCGAGCCACGGCGUUGUAGUCAUUGCACCGGAGCACAGGGACGGAAGUUGUCCUGUUUCGUUUGUGAACACUCCUGAAGAGAAGGAGAAGAUAAAGAAGGUAGAAUAUAAGAAGGUACCGCACCAAGCAUCUACAGAGGUGUAUGAGUCGCGAGACGAGCAGCUGCGCAUACGUCUCUGGGAAAUGGGCCUGAUCCACGACGCCCUUCUUAAAAUUGACAACCGGACACCGCUUAAGAACGUUGCGGAAGAUCAAAAGAAGACGGGUGGGAAGGAUAUGCUCACCAUGUUCUCCCACCUGCUGGACAUCCAUGAACCGGGAAAAAUCGCUUUCGCAGGGCACUCUUUCGGCGGAGCGACCAUUGUUCAAUACAUCAAGUCUGUCUAUUAUCAUAGCGCGACAAACGUCAAGUCUUACCGCCCGCUCUUUACUCCCGUGGAAGAUUCAAGCAUUGUCCGGCAAAUCACCCCGCAGACAACCGUCAUGCUCCUCGACCUCUGGACGCUCCCAAUCCAGAGUCCGGCGACAUCCUGGCUGCGCAACAAGCCCAUGCCAUGCUACGACUCACCUGCCGGUGGCUCAAACCUGCUCUCCAUUCUAUCCGAGGCGUUUUACAAAUGGUCGUCCAACUUGAACGACACGAAGCGCAUUGUUUCCAAGCCUACCGGUUCCUCAGCAAAGUACCCCAACCAGCCAGGCCCACACAUCUUCUACCCUAUUGCCUCGGCGCAUCUGUCGCAAUCCGAUUUUGGUGUCCUGUUCCCCUGGGUUACAACAAAAGUCUUCGGUGCGAAGGAACCCGACCGCGUGCUUCGCCUCAACGCACGCGCGAUGCUGCAAGUUAUGCGCAAUGCUGACAUACAGGUUGCUGCGACUAGGAAAGAGGACCUGGAGCUGGAGGGACUGGACAAGGGCGUCCCGCAAGACGAGAAGAUCCUGAGCCAUGCUGAGGAUUCCGUGAGAGGUUGGAUCAGUCUAGGCACGGAGCUGUAUGGAGAUAAGAGCGAUGUCGAAAAGGGCCCCGGAGAAGCCAUGGUCGAGGGAGAGGCUCUGGGACAGGUAGUCAGUAACGAGCAGAGAUCGAUGGUGUAAGAGGCCAUUUCGAGCGUACGUUGGGGCAUUUCGCUGUCUGUGUAUAUAUCUGGCAUGGCGAUUCUUUACGGGUUUGCAUAGUUCGGCGUUUGACAUGGAUUGAUACCAGUAGACAGAGAUGAGCAACGACUCGAUACACAAUUUACGAAUUUGG
This is a messenger RNA of Paraphaeosphaeria sporulosa, 2189 nucleotides long. RefSeq lists its product as uncharacterized. The record is from RefSeq and is a predicted model, not a curated record. Bases 500 to 2035 code for a protein of 511 amino acids. The transcript has 2 exons. Lineage: Eukaryota; Fungi; Ascomycota; Dothideomycetes; Pleosporales; Didymosphaeriaceae. Gene Ontology annotation, molecular function: 1-alkyl-2-acetylglycerophosphocholine esterase activity.